This is a messenger RNA of Callithrix jacchus (white-tufted-ear marmoset), 2284 nucleotides long. It is a transcript of the gene NUSAP1, whose product is annotated as nucleolar and spindle associated protein 1. Gene Ontology annotation, biological process: mitotic chromosome condensation; mitotic cytokinesis; establishment of mitotic spindle localization. NCBI's taxonomy places the organism in Eukaryota, Metazoa, Chordata, Mammalia, Primates, Cebidae. Gene Ontology annotation, molecular function: microtubule binding. The record is from RefSeq and is a predicted model, not a curated record. Gene Ontology annotation, cellular component: mitotic spindle; microtubule; nucleolus.
GUUGUGUGAUCCGUCUUCUGAGUAUCGCCGGAAUUUCGAAUCGCGAUGGUCGUCCCCUCCCUAGAGGAGCUGGACUCCCUCAAGUACAGCGACCUGCAGAACUUAGCCAAGAGUCUGGGUCUCCGGGCCAACCUGAGGGCAGACAAGUUGCUAAAAGCCUUGAAAGGCCACAUUAAUCGUGAGGCAAGAAAAGGAAAUGAGAAUCAGGAUGAAUGUCAAACUUCUGCAUCCUCUUGUGAUGAGACUGAGAUACAGAUCAGCAGCCAGGAACAAGCUGAGAGAGAGCCAACUGGCCAUGUCACCAAAACAAGGAGAAGGCACAAGACUAUCCGUGUGGACCCUGACUCCCAGCAGGAUCAUUCAGAAACAAAAAUAAGUGAUCCCAGUAAAUUCCAGAAUCAUGAAAAGCAGGAAAGCCAGGAUUUCAGAACAACUGCAAAAGGUUAUUCUCCAGACGAGCACCAAGGAGCUAAGAAUGCUGUUUCCUCAGGAAAACGCAGAAUAAAUGGUAACAAAGACUCAAAGAUACCUUCAGAAAGAAAGAAAUCUCUCUACACAGAUGAGUUAUCCAAACCUGGAAAAAAUAAAAGAACUGCAAUAACUACUCCAAACUUCAAGAAGAUUCAUGAAGCUCAUUUUAAGAAAAUGGAGUCCAUUGAUCAAUAUAGUAAGAGGAAAAAGAAACAUUUUGAAGAAUACAAUUCCAUCAGUGAACUGAAGCAGCAGCCCAUCAAUAAGGGAGGAGUCAUGAUUCCAGUACCUCCAAAAGGAAGACUCUCUGUGGCUUCUACUCCCAUCAGCCAACGACGCUCUCAAGGCCAGUCUUAUGGUCCUGCAUGUCAGAGUACCUUGGGUCUGAAGGGGUCACUCAAGCGCUCUGCUAUCUCUGCAGCUAAAACAGGUGUUAGGUUUUCAGCUGCUACUAAAGAUAAUGAGCAUGAGCAUUCACUGACCAAGACUCCAUGGUCUGCACAUGUGACCAUGUCUGGGAAUACCCCAAAAGACAAGGCUAUGCUUGGGACACACAAAAUAAAGACCACCAAGAGGAAUUCUGCUGUUAUUACCCCAUUCAAGUUGACAACUGAGGCAAUGCAGACUCCAGUCUCGAAUAAGAAACCAGUGUUUGAUCUUAAAGCAAGUUUGUCUCGUCCCCUCAACUAUGAACCACACAAAGGAAAGCUUAAACCAUGGGGGCAAUCUGAAGAAAAUAAUUAUCUGAAUGGACAUGUCAGCAGAAUUAAUUUCCACAAGAAAACUUACAAACAACCCCGUCUCCAGACAAAGGAAGAGCGACGGAAGAAACAUGAGCAAGAACGAAAGGAGAAGAAAGCAAAGAUUUUGGGAGUGCGAAGGGGCCUCAUUUUGGCUGAUGAUUAGUAAUUUUUUAACAUCUUGUAAAUAUUCCUGUAUUCUGAACUAUUUUUCCUUUUGUAAACUUUUUUUUGCUUUCUUCCCCACUUUAGUCAUGAGAUCUUUUUCUGCUGUUCAUAUUCUAUGUAAUGUCCAUAGGUUCUUCAUGUGCUACAAUCUCUGAAAAGACAUUAUCACCUUAAAGCUCGAAUUCUUUGGGAUGGUUUUUGCUUAAGUCCCUAUACAACUCAGUUUUCUAAAGAGACCCAUCCUAAGAUUCUGGUCCUAGAUUUUUAAUUUCAAGUUCCCCCUGCUGGUUCUAGUAUGAACAGAACUGCAGUCUUCUGCUAGGCAAUAGCAUUUACCUGUUGGCAGCUGGAGACUGGGUUUCACCAAGUUGGCCAGGAUGGUCUCAAUCUCUUCACCUAGUGAUCCGCCCACCUGGGCCUCCCAAAGUGCUGGGAUUUCAGGCGUGAGCCACGGCACCUGGCCUAAUUAUUGUUUUUUCAGAGACACAGUGUUGCUCUGUCACCCAGGCUGGAGUACAGUACUAAGAUCAUAGCUCACUGUAACUCCUUAUGGGCCCAAGGGUUCCUCCUGAGGGAAUGUGUUCUCUUUCUGGGUCCACAAGGGGGUGUAGUUUUAGGGGCAAGAACUUCCCAGUGCCAUGCCCACUCCCAUCUCUCUCCAUCCAGAAGAUUUAAUUUUCGCGACUGCGGGAAGAAUCAAGUCAAUCACUCCAGCGGAAGUCCUAAAGAACUCCUUUCAUUGGCCAGAGGUCUUGGAGAAGGUGGGGGUUCCUCCUAGGUUAAAAAGUCCCCUGCUUCCAGACCCUUUCAGACUCAAUGUUUGGAUCCCCUCCCCCGCCCUUAUGUGGAAGUUUUCUUCUUUUUUUUCUCUUUCUCUGCCUAAAAUAAAAAUCACAUUUUUGCAA